AUGUUUUUCAACAUUUCACGCGAGGAUUCAGAUUCGAUAUUGAACGCCGGGUCAGAUUCAAAUCCUUUUAGUUUUCACGACCUGAUUAGCGAUGACCUUCUAGACAUAUUUACACUUGCCAACUUCGUCGUCAUCUCCGGAACUGUCAGCAUAUUAGGCUUCAUUUUCAACCUCAUCAACAUCGUGGUGUUCUCGAAUCUUGGCUUCUCGGACACCACCAACAUCACCCUGCUGAGUCUGUCAAUAGCCGACGCUGGCAUCCUCCUGACCUUAAUCUGGUUGAGCUUGUGCUACAAUCCGUUAGUGGCCAAAUCGUUCCCAAACUACGACUUUAUGGGCGUCCAACAUUUGUCAGGUGGCUGGCCCAACAUCUGCUUCUCUCGCAUUUCCGGUUGGCUGACCGUCUUCAUCACGUUCGAGAGGUACCUUUGCAUUGCCGCGCCUCUUAAAGUCAAAACCAUUUUAACCCCUUCUAGAACCGUGGCCAUCAAUGUUAUAAUCUACGUCAUCAUGGCGGCCGCGGUAGUUCCGGUUUACCUGGCAUGCCGGCUGGAGCCUUCCUUCAGUCCUUCUCUGAACAGAUCUGUCGUUUCCCUGGUCUACGGCGAGUACGGCCACGAGUUGGAGAGUUUCUCCUUGUCUUUCAACGUCUUCGCCCAGCUGACGGCCUUCACCCUUGUGGUGCUCUGCACGACUGGACUCACGCGCACUUUCCUCCACAAAGUCCAGUGGCGGAACAAGGCGUCGUCCUCGGGGAGUAAUGCGGGCAUGUCGACACGAGACAAGAAACUGGUGAAAAUGAUUAUUCUGAUCGCCGCCAUCUUUAUCGUCAGCUCCCUCCCCGGGGUGGUCGGCAUCUUGGCGAUGUCCUGCUACGAAGAUUAUAACAUAACGGGCAGGUACAAAAAUCUCUUUGUCACCACUUGGACUUUUUUUUUCGCAUUGGGGUCCAUCAACUCUACGGUCAACAUCUUCGUUUAUCUCCACAUGAGCACGAAAUUCAGGGAAACCUUUGUGUCCAUUUUA
Molecule: messenger RNA, 1026 nt
Organism: Lymnaea stagnalis (great pond snail)
Lineage: Eukaryota; Metazoa; Mollusca; Gastropoda; Lymnaeidae
Source: the annotation of a GenBank genome assembly